Messenger RNA from Saccostrea echinata, 6734 nucleotides. RefSeq lists its product as uncharacterized. Gene Ontology annotation, molecular function: nucleic acid binding; 3'-5' exonuclease activity. The transcript has 12 exons. Bases 41 to 2890 code for a protein of 949 amino acids. The record is from RefSeq and is a predicted model, not a curated record. Gene Ontology annotation, biological process: nucleobase-containing compound metabolic process. NCBI's taxonomy places the organism in Eukaryota, Metazoa, Mollusca, Bivalvia, Ostreida, Ostreidae.
AUCACUGCAUGAACCAGGCCUUGCUUUUUCAUAUUUACAUAUGGAGCAUAUUGGAAAACAAGUGAAGGUUAUCCUAAAAGAUGGCUCUCAGUAUGAAGGCUUUGUCCAUUCUAUGAACACACACACUGGCAAACUUACGCUGCACAAAGUUACCAAUGAAGAUGGGAAAAAGCUUCAAGGGAUACAACACUUCUUUAAUAAUGAAUUACAAAAUAUAUAUGCUUUUGAAAAAGAAUUACCAUCAUCAAGCAAGAAUGAAGAGGAAAAACUGGUGGAUAAAAAAGAGACUGGAAGGAAGAUGAUACAUUCAAAGUAUGUACCAGCUCAUCUACAGAGAAUGAGGGACUUUAACCGCAAUUCUGUUUUAUUAUCCAACAUUGCCAGUAAUGGUGUAGACAAUACAGUCAAACAAGACAACAAAAGUUCUGACUAUGACUCAAGCAGUGACCCGGAGACUCUGGAAGGGGGCACCGAUGCCCCUUAUGUUGUCAUCAAUAAAAUGGACAGGAAAUACCAAGAUGCUAUUGAUGCAGUAUUGAAUUGUGCUGUGGUAGGUUUGGCCAUGCAGGGUGUAUGUAUAGGAAGAUCCGGCGAGGUCUGUUGGGUACAGUUUGCAACUGACAAAAAUGUAUUUUUGUUUGAUGUGCUUGAGUUGUCAGCAAAUUGCUUUGAAGAAGGAAUAAAAGAUAUUCUGGAAAAUCCUGACAUUCUAAAAGUAACCCAUGACUGUAGAUUAAUGUCUGAUUACCUAUUCCAUUGUCACAACAUCAAGCUCGUCAAUGUUUUUGACACACAGGUGGCUGAUGUGUUUGUGGAUCGCGUUUUCAAGGGAGGUGACUGGCCUCGGUAUGUUAAAGGUCUUGCUGAUUGUGCAUUGAAUAACCUAGAUCUGGAGCCAGAACAAGUGUUUAAUCUGAAGACCAGAGAGAAGAUAAAAAAGAGUGAUGAAGAGAUUUGGGCCACCCGUCCCAUCAGCCGACCACUGUUAGAUGCUCUCUUUAAAAAUGUAGUUCAUUUACGGCCGCUGCGACAAGUCCUCAUUGAGAAAAUGAUGGCAGAAUAUGUAGCAGGUGUUGAUGUUUAUCUGUCUCAGGUCCGAGACUCCUCCAUGAAAGAUGCCAAAAUGCACCAGGCCAAUCUUCUACCCAUGGCAUUCCAAGGCCUACGAAAACUGAUGCCUCACUAUCACAGUUAUCAAUGGAGUAACAGAAGGCAAGAUACUGAAACCUCUAAUGUGAAAGGUUUCACAGACAACAUUUUACCUAUACGGGAUCCCAAAGUAAUCAUUAGCCAUGAUUCUAUUUGGCACCAAGGACCAUAUCAGGGUCAGCAUAUGUUCAAACAGGUGGCUAGUCAUUUAAAGUUUGUAAAUGAGGAUGGAACUCCAGUCAAUGUGGAAAAUCACAAGAAAGAGAGUACUCCAGAAAAGAUAGAAAGUCAGAGAUCUGUUAAUUCUUCCUCCUCAUCAACCAUCACUCCUCACAUCAGCCCAGUCAAGAAAAUGCAGCAGAAACAAUCUGAGAAUAACACAGCAGAAGUGCCUGUUUUAAAUGGUGAAGCAAAGAGAAGCCCUGCAUCUCCAAUGAAAGGUCUUUCUCAUCUGAAAGAAGUUUUGGAAAUGCAGAAAGCGAUGAAGGAGUCUGAAUCGGAGGAAGUGUCAACUGGGACGUUGAUAAGAUCGGUUCUGAAGCAGACGGAUCCCAAGAAACUGGAACAUAAGGAGGAAGAUGAUGAGGCAUAUGCAUUUAGGCCAGCUGGUGUUAUGGUGCAUGCAAAGAAAAAUGACAAGACAACUAUGAGAAGACAGAGGGAGAUAGAUGAGUUGGAGCUGGAAAUGGCUCAGUAUGUCAUGGAUAAUCAGAACGUAGAAAAUUCACAGCAUGAGGAAUUGGAUUAUGAUGAUUGGGGAGGUACUAGGAGGAACCUUGUUAUUGACAGUCAGGAAAAGAGAGACACUUUCUUGAAGAAGUUUCUAGCAAUGGCUGCCAAAGAGAAUGCAAUUAAACAGUCUAAUUAUGAUCUCCAACAAAAUACUGUCCAAACUCCUACAAGCCAUGGAGAUUCUAACAUACUCCAAAGUUUUGCUGCAGUGAGAAGUCCUUCAUCUGUUGCAAGUGAUACUCAAGGAAACCUUACUUCUCCUCAGCAAUACAUGCAAAACUAUUUAACCAAACAUGAAAACUCAGUGAGUAAUGAUAAUGAAAGUGUGCAAGGAUCUGGCACUUUGACACAAGGCAGCAUUGCAAGUUCUCAUCAAAGAUCCACUAACACAGGCCACCUAACUCAGCACAGGUGUCUGUAUCGAGGCCAGAUAUCCAAGGCUAAAUCACCGUCACCCUCCCAAAGUGGGGGAUCAGUUCUCAAUACCAGCUUACCAUCUUCGUCAGAACCACCAAUUUCAAAUCAGAGUCACAGAUCUGUUAGUCUUCCUGCAACACCUGUCAGCACCAGUGAGAAGUCUUGUGAAAAUCUUCAACAAAAUGGAAGUAAAGUUGUGUUAAAUGGUACAUCACCUUCUAUUGCAAAUCUUUCCAAACUAGCUUCGAUUAUUGCUAAAUCUUCAAUGAGAUCUACAUCGUCUGCUGACAAAGAACAUUCUAAAGACUUGACCAAUUCAUCAGUGUCAUCCACUCCUCGUAAACCCACCAACAGUGUUCAGGAAGCAUUCUUUACUAAUCGUAUUUUAUCGUCCGUCCACUCCAAUUCUUCUAGAUCCACCACUAGUGUUCAAAAGUCAUCCAAUAAUGACAGUUCAAAUGCAUCAUCUACAUGUAUGAAUGAGAAUACUCAGGAAAAAAGUCCAGGAAGUGUGAGUGCAGCUCUAUCAUCUACAAACAGCAAAAUACAGAGACUGAAAAUUCUUGCAGAAGCAAUGAAAAAGCCUGAUUAAUGAUUCCAUCAUUUUGUGUAAAUGCAGCCAUAACAUAUACAACUGAAAUGAAUGUUGCCAUACAGUAAAAUUUAAUGCAUUAGAAAAUAGCACAUUAUAACUUGGUAAGGCAAGCUCUGCUCCCAGAAGUAGUCAAAUUCCAAAGAAAAAUAAUCAGACGAUUCUGUAAGGGUACUUGGUACUGUAAAAUCCUUUAUUUUUGUGGGGUCAAUUUUUUUUUGUGGUUUUGGAAAAUAUUUGAUUCUUGGGGAAUUGAUUUCAUGAUUGAAGAAGUGUAAAGUUAUUUAACUUUGAGUAUUUUUACAUUUCAUGGAGAUCAUAAAGUAACAGAUCUCUUCAUACUACAAUAUUAAAACAAGGAAAAUUAAAUCCUCAUGAAAAUAAGUGAUUUCACAGUACAACAAGAUGGCAAAAAUUAUUUGAGAAGAUUUUGUUAAAACUUUUAAAGUUGUACAUGGUACUUUAGUGGAAUUUACUUUUGGUGCAGUCAUUUUGUGUGAAUCAUAAACACCAAAAUAUGAUUUUAUUAUAAAUAUUAUAUAAUUCAGAUACUAAUAAUCUGGAUACUUCCCCUGCCUGACAAAAUUUGUAGGGAACAGAAUUUAUAUCUACCAAUUAUAAAAGGGAUAAUUAUUUGAGUAAACUUGGGGAUGCAUAAAUUCAGAUGAUUUGCUUGGGAACACAAAAGUCUGGAUUAAUGAGGCUUGACUGUCAAUAUUAUACAUUGUAUGUGGAAAUACUGAUAGAUCUAAUUCAUGGUUUUGUCAUCAUAACUUUCAAAUGCAUAAUAUGUUUUAAAACUACAGGGAAAGAAAAAUCACUUUGCUGUAAGUGUGAAUUCAUUACAAGUCUAUUUUCUGUAACUGUGUUAUAAUGUCCUUGCUUAGUAAGUAAACUAUGAUGUUUUACUCUAGCAGCGUUUUUUUUUUUUUUUUUUUUUUUUUUUUUGAGGAUUGAACCAAGAAAAAAAUACUGUAAAAAUGAAUGUUUUCCAAUAACAGAGAGUAUAGAAUAAUUCAGGACCACUCAAAAGCAGAAUUUGUAUAGAAACUGUUUGUUGUAAGUCAUUUUUUUUUCACUGAAUGGAAAAAAACAAAAAUGCUUUAUAAGACAGUAUAGUUUUGCAUGUAAUUUUUAUGAUAUUGGUGAAUGGUCACAUGAUUUUUUUGUCAAAAUACUUGUCUUGAAGACAUUUGUAGAGAGUACAAAUGUACACAGCCAUUGGUGCCAUGCUUUGAAAAAAAAUGUUAAAACGUUUUCUAUUCAUUGUGGGGUUAAAUGAAAGAUUCAAGACAAAAAUUUACAUAUUGUUAUUUUGUAUCCUUUAUCUGAAAUACUCAUGUCUGAAUGAACUGCAUUUGCUUGCCUCAUUGUUUCCAUUAGACGCUUCCCAGUUGUACUAAACAUGAUUUUUUUUGCAUGAACUGCAAGUUGUUUAAGAAGAAGCUUUCUGAAUAAACUGUGAACAUAAAAAUAGGUGAUAUUGCUAUAGAAGUGAUUAUUGAAGAACAUAUUGUUGUAAAGCUAUGAUUGUUAGUGUAUAUCUGUUGUUAGAUGCAUACAUGUGAAAAUUGUUUGAGAAAGUCAAUAAGACAAAUAUUUUUAUGCAUGCAGGGUUGUCCCUAAGACCCAGGAAAUUUCCCCGCCUAUAAUGGCGUAAUUCCCCAGUUAUUUUGGUAUUCCCCCUCUAUUCCCUGUUAAGGGACCCUGAACCCUCUUCUAUGUUUUUAAUGUCCCCUGCUAUUUCAAUUCUUAGGGACAACCCUGUGCAUGUAUAUGUGGGCUGGUUAUUGGUGGCAGUAAUAGAUUCAUAUUAAGCAUCCAUCGCAUUGAUUUUUAAAGAAAGGGAAAUAGUAGUCAAAUUAUACUACAUGUACUACUUGAUUACUGUAAAUGGAUUGUUAUUGAUUGCAAUUAUGUGAUAUCACCAAUUGAUUAAGUAAUAUUGCUUAAAUGAAUCAAUGAAAUCACCCAUAGGUGAUGUCACAUUUAUCCCCUGUUCCAGUAGGUGAUAUCACUUAUUCAGUAUUAAUAGGUAUAUCACAUAUUCAUUAUUAAUAGGUGAUAUCAUUUAUUCAUUACUAAUAGGUGAUUUCACUUAUUCAGUAUUAUUCAGUAUUGGUAGCUGAUCUCGCCAGUCUGAUUCAUAGAAUUGCAAUCUCUUAGUGAUAAAUAAUUGGUAUACCUUUAAAAAUUGUUUCCUAUAUAAAUCUAUGCUUAAAAAGUAUAACAUUUCCAAUGAUUUACUGAGCGGUCCAAAAAUGGAUGUUGGAGCGUUGAGUGAGAUAUUGGACUUGUCGGAGAGAUAGUGGACCGCUGUGACGUUUUUUUAACGUCACACUGUUUGCCAACGGCCUCAGGCAAACAGUUUGCUUCUUGGGUCCGACAAAACGCACGUUGCCCUCGAAGUCAGUCAAUAAAUGUAUAUCAGUGAAUAUGGAGCUUUUAAGUCGAAAACAACUGUUCUUGUGCUCUUCUCCACAAGUGUGUCAAUGAUAGUGAAUAUGGAGAUUUUUUUAAAGAUGCCCGAGAUCCAUUUACCUGUAAAACGAGUUUAUGGACAAGCUGAAUCAUCAUGUGUGAUUAUAUCUCAGGCCCGUAGGAAGCAGUUUCAGUUUGGGGGUGGGGAGGGGGCACAGCCAUACAUUUUCAGUUGGGGACACUAUCAACUACCAAAAAUUCCUUGACAAGCAAUUAAAAAAAGGGUCAUCAGACGUUUUUAUUUAGGGGGCACAAGCAUAUAGUAGCUAUGUUUUCUAUAGUAAUCUAUAGAUCAGCAAAAUUAUUGGGGCACGCCCUCGCCCCCCCCCCCCCCGUUCCUACGGCCAUGAUCUUCAGUAGUUUUGCACAAAAAAUACAUGUUACUUAAAGAUUCUAUAUUUAAAUAGAGAAAAAGUCUAAAUAGCUGAAUGAAAUUAUUUUCCCCAUUGAGAAUCUGUCUACAGAAUGGAAGAAAACAUGAAUUACCUAUUUGAAUAAGCGAUGUCACUUAUUGAUUUUGAAUAGGUGAUAUCACUAAUUGGAAUUGGUGAUAUCAUAUUUGAAUAGGUGAUUUAUGUAUAUUUAAAUAAUGAUUUGAAUCGGUGACAUUGCCUAUUCCAUGUAAUUCCAUGCUAAUUACAUGUAAUAUCGCAUAUCCGAUGAUGUCACUUUUUCAAAAGUUUUUGGGUCUCUUCAUAUCACGAAAACAAUGAAAACUUAGGCACCCACGAAAAUAAGAGAUUUUAAGGUUAAGUGAUAUCACUGCUUUAUGUUCUGAAUUGUUGAAAUCAAUUUGAAUUAUUGAAAUUAACAAUCCCAUUUGUUUGUAAAUGUAUUAAUAAUCGGCAGUAGAUUUUAAAAUGGCGCCUUCUGGAUCAUCAGGUUAAUAGCAGUUUGUGUGAGAACAAUAAUUGUUUACAUUUUUUUUAGGGGGGGGGGGGGAUAAAUUUUCAUGAAAAAACUUUUUAUCCAGAUUUGAAGCUGUUUUGGGGUUUGAAGUGGUACAUUGUUGUACAAUUUGAGACUGUUUACUUUUAUCGAAAGAAAGGCAGCUGCAUUCUGUCAAAUAGAUGCAAUAGUUUUAAGUUCAAUGCUGAUGUAGAAAGUACUUGUUGAUAUUUUGCAAGUUUUGAACUCUGUAAAUGAGAAUUGUCCUUUUUUAUAAUGCUUUAAACCUUGACAUUGUACGACAUAAAGUUAGUAUUCCAUUAGAUGCAUUUGUUUUUUUUUUUUUAUGAAUGAUAUUAAGUUUUAAAAGAUUUACGUGUUCGAAUUGUGUUCUAGAAACUUUCGUUUUUGUAUUCAAAUCUAUGCAUUUUUGAGGAUUGUUUAUAAGGCAAUAAACAUCCGAGUAUUUCUGUAA